Messenger RNA from Pocillopora verrucosa, 737 nucleotides. Its product is annotated as ER membrane protein complex subunit 6. Lineage: Eukaryota; Metazoa; Cnidaria; Anthozoa; Scleractinia; Pocilloporidae. The record is from RefSeq and is a predicted model, not a curated record. Gene Ontology annotation, biological process: autophagosome assembly; protein folding in endoplasmic reticulum. Gene Ontology annotation, cellular component: endoplasmic reticulum; membrane; EMC complex.
GCUGACAGGUCUUAAAUUCAAGAUGGCGGAAGGAGAGCAACAUAUUCACGGGAAGGAUGAAGCUUUCAGCCCUUUCUCCAUCAUGGCUAACAACAGCAUCAUUGACUUCUGUCGGACAUCAUUAGCAUCCAUGGCAGGCAUCUCUGCUGGCAUUCUUGGUCUGACAGCUCUGAAAGGCUUCAUCUUUUACUUUAUAGCUUCCCUCUUUAUGUCUAUUCUAAUCUGUUUAAAGGCUGGUACACAGUGGAGAAAAUUUUUCAUUUCUUGGUGGGAUCUGAGCACCUCUGGAAUCUUUGGAGGAGUAUUUACAUAUUUACUAUUUUGGACGUUUUUGUAUGGAAUGGUUCAUGUAUACUAGGUACUCAGUCCGCUGACGAAAUUACUGUCAACAUUUGGAAGAUACACUCAUGAGUUUGAUCGUUCAACACGCGAAGUGUGAUGGUGAAAGGGGAAAAGUUUCUGCCCCAUACUGUGAUGUGGACCUUCUUAAGACGGAAGAAUUACCUUAUCUUUUGUGAAAUGCUCUCGGAUUCAAUCGUCGAACACUAUAAUUAAUUUCUAUCAACUGACUCUACUUUUGCCUGAGACUCAGAACUUUACCGAUGAUCUGAAGUAGGAGAGAAAUCCUGCGAAUGGUUUUUCGGGUUACUCCUAGUUUGCAAGAUGGAAGAUCACUUGUGAAAUCGAGGCUCCGCUAUCUUACAUAAAUUUGAAAGCAAUAAACUGCUUGAACUCGA